Molecule: messenger RNA, 2552 nt
Organism: Saprolegnia parasitica CBS 223.65
Lineage: Eukaryota; Oomycota; Saprolegniomycetes; Saprolegniales; Saprolegniaceae
Exons: 5
Coding region: 46-2511 (821 amino acids)
Molecular function (GO): metal ion binding
Source: RefSeq, a predicted model, not a curated record
AGACAGGCCAGCUGGAGACAGGCUGCUGACAUUGCACUUGGUGAGAUGCUCGAGCUGCCGGUGCCCAACAAGUUCUUCCCGCCCGUGCACCUCGACGACGCGGACGAGCUGCACCUGCGGCGGCUCGCCAAGGACAAGCUCCGGCUGAUGACGGACCUUCUCUAUGGCCGGCAGACGCAGACGCUCAGCUGGACGCCGUGCGAGGGCCAAACAGCGGACGGCUGCCAUGUCCUCAAGGCGCACUUUGUGGACCUCGAGGCCAACUCGCAGCGCGCGCACGCCUGUGUUCUGUACCGCGCGUCCGUCGUGCUCCAGGCGAGCGUGCCCGAAGUCAUGUCGGUGCUGGCGGUCCCCAAGACGGACGACUACCGGCGCAUGAUGAAGAGCGUGUACGGCCACGACUUUCUCGACGGCUACUGCCUCCACACGCUGCCGCGCAAGAAGCUCCAUCGCCCCAACUACUUUUACACGAGCUUGAAAUGGUGUGCGCUGGCGGCGCGCAAUCUGCAGGGCGGCCGUGGCAGCGACUUUUGCUUCCUCGAGUACGCUGGCAUUCGCAAAGAGAGUAACUCGCUGCUUGGCUUUUGCAUCCAGCAGUCCGUCGCCAUGGACGGCGAAGUGCCCGACUUUGGCCCGUACGGCCUCACGCGCGACGCGUUCCUGCGCACCGGCAUCCUCAUCGCGCCCACGGACCGUGACGGCCACGUCCGUGUCACGUCGUUCUGCCAAGUGCAGAGCGCGACGAUCAUGGGCGCGAGCGGCGGUGCUGACUAUGAAGACGUCAUGCGCCGGCGGGUGACGGCGAUUCGAGGCCUGCAGAGCUACUUGGAGCGCGGCCGGCUCGGGAAAUUGCCGUUCGUCGAGCGCUGGCGCUGGGUGCGCGACGAAGACCGCAAGACGUGCAGCGUGUGCAUGCGCAACUUUAUGUUUCGCCGGCGUCAUCACUGCCGCCAGUGCGGCGAAGUGGUCUGCGCGAGCUGCGCGCCGUACCGCGAAGUCGAGACGCCGACGGCGGGACCGAAUCGCGUCCGCAUCUGCAACGUCUGCUACGCCCGCGCCCACGGUGUGGUGCACCGACCGCUCUCCGACUCGGUGCUCGAGUCGUCCGUGUACACGGACGACGGGGCGUCGUUGGCGCCUCCACCCGUGACGCCGCAACGACUCGCGUACCGGCGGUCGUCGACGUCGACGGUGCGGUCGCCCGUCACGAGACGGACGCGGUCGCAGCGCUCGGCGUCCAUGGGCGACCUCGAUGACAAUGACCUUGAUGAUGGCAAGGACGACGAUGACAAUCAAGCGGCGCCCGUGCGCCGCCUCGCCCACCCGCGCCCGCUGCGCGAUACCUUUGAGCGCGCCGAGCCACCAUCGCUUGAGCACGCGAUGGCGGAGAUUACCCAGCGCAUCAAGGCGACGCAGCUCGCGAUCCAGUCGAGCGUCUCGAGCCGCGAGCGUGAGAUGCAACGAUGGCCGGCCAUGCCACCCGUGCCGUCGCCAGCCUCGUCGUCGUCGUCGUCCGAGCCCGCGCCCGAGGACCCGCCGGGUCACCCGUACGCGUUUCCGCUCUAUGACAGCAGCGACGUCGACGACGAAGCGUCGACCGCGAGCUUCAAGACGAGCGCGACCGACGACACCGAGUGUCCGUUUGCCCCUCAAAACUACCACCAGCUCCUGCAGCAACUGCAGCUAUCGACGGCCGACGCUCGCGACGAUCUCAGUGACUUUCAUCUCGAGCUGAACGUCAAUCACGACCUCGACGACGACGACUUGGCCAUCAGCGAGAUUGGCACCGAGUUUCUGACGAUGGAACGCCCGACACCGAUCGUGGUCGACCCGCCGAGCAAACCGCCGACGUCGGCAAGUCGGCACCUCCCGCCACCGAUGCCGGCGUCCAUGAAAGCGUCGUUGCUCGCGCGGCAGGCCGCCCUGCGGUCGAGCGAAGCAGCCAUGAGCACGGUGAGCAGCAGUCUCUGGAAGGAGCCGACGUCGGCGCCGCUGCCACCGCCGCCACCGUCGCUGCCGCACGCGAGCCGGCGACUGCGACCGACACAGAGCCAGUCGGGUCCCAAGGCCGUGUGGGCGCCGUCCCCGCCGCCGGUGGCCGCCAACGCGAUGCGAUCGCAGACGGCCAAGCUCGACGAGAGCGGCGGCGACAUCCAAGCCAGCCUCGCGCACCGAGCGUUCGCGCAGCUCGAGGCCGAGUGUCCGAGCACCCCGGAGCGCAUCGCGAUCCUGCAGGCGCUCGUGACGACCUUCUCGUCGCUCCUGUCGCACCGCGAAGAGUCGGACUUUUGCGUUCUGAACCGAUCGGACCAUGCGUUUGCGGCCGUGCUCCAGGCGUACCCCUCGACGCUCAAGCUGCUCCAGCUGGCGGGCUACGCCAUUUACCCCCAGCGCUGCGUGCUCUCGGACUUUGACGCGUUCUUGCUCGCCAACCUCGUGGGCACACUCAAACGCCUCCUCAGCGACCCGCAGCAGCGCCACUCGUACUACGCCAACCAAUGGUCGUUUUAGCGAGCGAUGCUUCUUGUGCUGAUACAAAUUCUCCGUUUUGC